Rhinichthys klamathensis goyatoka is the source of this 1711-nucleotide messenger RNA. RefSeq names its product procollagen C-endopeptidase enhancer a (gene pcolcea). The record is from RefSeq and is a predicted model, not a curated record. The transcript has 9 exons. The coding region runs from base 71 to 1516 and encodes 481 amino acids. Gene Ontology annotation, molecular function: protein binding. NCBI's taxonomy places the organism in Eukaryota, Metazoa, Chordata, Actinopteri, Cypriniformes, Leuciscidae.
AUACCUCCUCCUCUCUGUGUCAUGUGUCCUGUGGCCGCGUUUGCAUGUGUGGAUCUCAUUGCUGAGAAAUAUGGAGCGUUUGGCUGCUGUGUGGAAUUUGGGGAUUCUUCUAUGUCUGAGUUUUGGAGGGGCCUUGUGUCAGACCACCAACUAUACCAGGCCUGUGUUUAACUGUGGCGGUAAUCUGGCUGGAGACUCAGGCUUUGUGGGCAGUGAAGGAUUCCCAUCAUUCUACAAACCCAACAGCAAAUGUACCUGGUACAUCACAGUUCCAGAAGGCAAUGUGGUCAUGCUCUCCUUCAGGGUUUUUGACCUGGAGGCUGACCCUCUCUGCCGCUACGACUAUGUGGAUGUGUAUAACGGACACUCAAACAUGGUGCAGAAGCUCGGGCGUUUCUGCGGAACGUUCCGGCCCGGGGCUCUCAUCUCCACGUCCAACACCAUGAUGGUAGAGAUGGUAUCAGAUUCAGGAACAGGAGGGAGAGGGUUCCUGGGUUACUUCAAUGGAGGAAAGCCACAUGUGGAUGAGCAUCAGUUUUGUGGCGGGAAGCUCACAAAGUCUCAGGGCACAAUCAAAACUCCCAACUGGCCGGAGAAAAAUUAUCCACCGGGCAUCAGCUGUUCCUGGCUUAUAACAGUGGAGCCGGAAAUGGUGAUUGAGGUGAAGUUCGGUAAGUUUGAUUUGGAGUCUGACACGUACUGCCGCUUCGACUAUGUGGCGUUCUUUAAUGGAGGAGAGAAAGACGAUUCGAGGCGCAUCGGAAAAUUCUGCGGAGACACUUCGCCUCAGAACAUUGUUACCAAUAGCAAUGUGUUAUUGGUGCAGUUCGUAUCUGACCUUAGCGUCACUUCAGACGGAUUCAUGGCGUCAUUCAACAGCAUCCCACGUAGCCUCCGCACUCCGACUGCAGGUGGCGAUGUUGCGACAGGACCUAGAGUGUCUUCCACACCCACAAAACCCCGUCUCACUCCAGUCAAACAGGAGAAACCAGUUGUGUUGACAACAGAAGCAACAACUACAACUACUACUACAAAAGCUCCUGACCAGCUAAAGCCUCGACCCAAACCUGUUAGACCCAUUGAACCUGUGACGCCUCCAGUCCGUAAACCAGAGCCAGAUAGAUCCAGACCCUCCACAAACACAAACCCACUGUGCCCAAAGACAUGUAAAAGAGAUGGAACCAUCAAGAUCAGCUUCUGUGCUAGUGAAUUUGUGAUCACCGGUACGCUGACAACAUUGACUUCUGGACCUAGAGGAAGUAUGCAAGCCACAGUGUCCUUAAUUAAGGCCUAUAAGACUGGUAGUCUUACAAUCACCCAAGCUGGAGAAACUAUGUCUGUUAAACUUGUGAUGCCCUGUAAGAAAUGCCCCUUGCUGCGCAGAGGUCAAAACUACAUCCUGAUGGGUCAGGUGGACGAGGAAGGCCGUGGUGUUCUCAAUCCCGGUAGUUUCACUGCCCUGUACAAAACUCCACACCACAAGAUGUUGGCCAGCAUCAACAACCAGCCAUGCUGAUCGCUCAGACCCAUGUUAGCACAAGCAGCCUUCGAAGCAAAGACACUAGAUGUAAUGCAAUGCAUAAGGACAGUGAUUAGACAAUGGCCAUAUAUUAAGAGGCAUUUUUUUUGUAAUUUUAACAUAAUGCUCAGGAAGUUACACACAAAAAUUUCUGGACUGUUUUCAUUAAACUAUGGCGCAAUUCAAACUUCA